This is a messenger RNA of Moneuplotes crassus, 1838 nucleotides long. The record is from the annotation of a GenBank genome assembly. Lineage: Eukaryota; Ciliophora; Spirotrichea; Euplotida; Euplotidae.
UAUAAUUACCAAUGAAACUGAAACUUUGUCUUGUCUUAAUAAUGGUGGUUACAGUCGGUUUAGCAAGCCCUCUGGAAAGAGUCUCUAGCACAUACGAAGAUUUUAUGGACAUUUUUAGAGAAAAUGGAUGUAAAGCAUGCAAAACAGGAGUUGGCUGGGUGAACAAAUAUCUCUUAGGCAACAUUGCAGCCCAGCUUAUCAACCUUGGGCUUGGCCUUUACUGUACUUCGCAACAUUUGAAAUGGACCCAAUGCUUUAAGGCAUCUAAUGGAUGGUCUCCUCCAGUAUUUGAAGGCCUUAGGAAGAUUCUCAACCCUGAAUAUUUCUGAGAGAUUACCACUGGAGCUUGUGAGAAGGAAAAUUUUAGAGAAAUCCGCUUGAAUCAAGAGGUUAAGAGAAUAAUCUCAGACAAGCCUGAUUUCAUCAAAGAUAAUAAAUAUAUCAACAAAUUAUAUGAUCAGAUAGAUGAAGACAGAAGAGCAGGCAAGCAAAGAAAGAAUAUGACACUGUAUCACAUCACUGAUGUUCAUAUCAAUGCUGACUAUAAGGAAGGAACCAAUAAUAAAUGUAAUAGCUUCGUAUGCUGUACCGAAGAAUCAGGUGUUGCAACAAAAGAUAAAGAUAGAGCCGGAAAAUGGGGUGACUAUCUUUGUGAUACGAAUCCUAGAGUCAUCGAUCAGCUCCAAACAGCUGUUGGCACAACAGGGAUGCCUGAUUUUGUAGCUUGGACAGGUGAUAGUACUGGACAUCAAAUUCACAAUAAUCCUUUUAUCACUACCAAAGCCACAAAGCAAGUGACAUUGAUCUUGGAGAGAAUUUUCGAGAAAUCUGUUGUGUUUCCUAUUCAUGGUAACCACGAAUUUGCACCCUUUAAUAUCCAAGAUAUGUCAAAGAAAAAUAGUGAAGAAGUUGAGCUAAUCGCUGAUGCUUGGAAGGAUUGGAUGACUCCAGAAGUAUACCAAGAAUUCAUCCAUCACAGUUAUUUCUCUUAUGAUGCUAAAACACAUCCAAAGGCAAGUGAGGAGUUUAAAAGAAAGAUGGACAAGGUCAGAAUUAUCUCUAUAAACACUCAAAAUUGUUAUACUUUCAACUUCAAGCUAAUUGGAGAAUAUAAUGACCCUGGUCAAGAAUUUAAUUGGUUGGAGAACCUUUUGAGACAAAUGGAAAAAGAUGGUGAAAUUGCUAUCCUGAUCGGACACAUUCCUCCAGGAAAUCUAGACUGUACACAAGAAUUUGGAAUGAGGAUGAGAGCAUUACAUGACAGGUUCCAACAUAUUAUAAGACUCAAUCUGUUCGGACACACUCAUUAUGAAGAAUUUGAGGUGCAUAGAGGAAUUUCUGACGAUUUACCGAUAGGUACAAACCACGUAUCUCCCUCAAUCACUACUUUUGUUGAUCAAAACCCAUCCUUUAGGGUUAUAAUUUUAGAUGAGGAGACUUUACUACCAAUAGAGAUUCAGACCUACACAAUGUACUUAGAUAAAGCAAAUAAGAACGACAAAGAUGCAAAGUUUGUGUUGGAUCAUGAGUACACCAAACAAUUUGGACUGAAAGACCUAAGCCCUUCAUCGAUGCUCAUCCUGUCUAACAAACUCAGAAAUUAUGAUGACCAUGCUACAAAUUAUAUGAUAAAAAGGCUCGGAGGCUCUCCAAAGGCUCAUUAUAAUAUGAAAAAGGGAUGUAAUGAAAGAUGAAGAAGAAUAAUCUUCUGUGAUACUGCUUUCAACGAUCAUGGCAGCAAGAGAGCAUGCAAGAAAUGGGCAGACCUCGAUUCAAUCGAGAUGGCCACUUAUAUAUUUGACUUCGUGUAUCCCAGCUGGGUGAAAAGAAUCGAAUAA